Epinephelus lanceolatus (giant grouper) is the source of this 2271-nucleotide messenger RNA. The record is from RefSeq and is a predicted model, not a curated record. NCBI's taxonomy places the organism in Eukaryota, Metazoa, Chordata, Actinopteri, Perciformes, Serranidae.
AUGACGAGUCCAACAGACAAGAAGAGACAGACGGUCCACCUGGACAUGGAUCCCCUGCUGAUGGUGUUGCUGUUGCUGUGGAGCUCAGGUGCUCAGUGUGAAACCACAGCUAAGGCUGACAUUGUGCUGUUGGUGGACACCAGCUCGAGUGUCAGCAAUCCAGACUUUGAUAUCAUCAAGUCCUUUAUCAAGAGACUAGUCAACGUCUUUGACAUCGGCCCAGACAGAGUCCAGAUUGGUCUGGUUCUGUACGCAGGUGACCCACAAACUGAGUGUGACCUGAAAACUUACCAAACAAAAUAUUCUCUGCUGGAGGCCAUUGACAGGGUUACACGGCUGCAUGGAGACACCUACACAGGACAAGCUCUGGACUACAUCCUCCAUAACAGCUUUAAACCCAAUGUGGGAAUGCGAGCAGACUCCCAAAAAAUUGCUGUUUUGAUCACUGAUGGAAAGUCCACAGACAUCGCACACAUCCCCUCACAGAACCUGAAGGACGCUGGAAUCGAGGUCUACGCUAUUGGAUUAAACGAUGCUGACAAGAAUGAGCUGAGAUCUAUCGCCUCCGAUCCUGACGAAAUUCACAUGUACUAUGUAGAUGGCUCCUCAUCUCUAAAGGACAUCAUUGGCGGCCUCACCAUCAACAUCUGUAACAGUGCUAAUAGCUUAGUGUUUGCCAGGCUGGUGAAUGGGACUGGUCUGUGUUCAGGACGACUGGAGGUGAAGUCUAACCAGUCUAACCAGUUGUGGUCCUCAGUGUGUGAACAUGACUUUGACCAGCAGGAUGCAGAGGUGGUCUGUAGGGAGCUGGGCUGUGGGGCUCCUUCAGUCCUCCAGGGGGCGCUCUAUGGAGAAGUGGAGGCUCUAAUGUGGACCAAAGAGUUCCAGUGUGGAGGAAAUGAGUCUGCUCUCCUGGACUGUAGAAGCUCAGGCUCAGAUAGAAACAACUGCUCAUCUGGCAAAGCUGUUGGACUCACCUGCUCAGAUCCUGUCAGGUUGGUGGGAGGAUCCAGUCGCUGCACUGGAACACUGGAGGUGAAACGAGGAGGCUGGAGACCAGUGGAUGGCUCUGACUGGACUCUGACGUCAGCAGCUAUAGCCUGUGAAGACUUGGACUGUGGCUUUGCUGUGUCAACAGGAAUAAGACAUGAGUCCAUGCGCACAUCUACAUGGAAGAUCAAUCCUCAUUGUAUUCAGGCUGGAUAUACUCUGAGGGAGUGUGUCACAUCAGGUUCCUCCUCUUCCAUCCUGGAGCUCACCUGCUUAGGGCCUUUCAGGUUGGUGGGAGGAUCCAGUCGCUGUGCAGGAACACUGGAGGUGAAACAGGGAGACUGGAGACCAGUGGAUGGCUCUGACUGGACUCUGAAGGAAGCAGCAGACUCUGUCAGGCUGGUGAAUGGGACUGGUCUGUGUUCAGGACGACUGGAGGUGAAAUCUGGCCAGUCUAACCAGUCGUGGUCCUCAGUGUGUGAAGAUGACUUUGACCAGCAGGAUGCAGAGGUGGUCUGUAGGGAGCUGGGCUGUGGGGCUCCUUCAGUCCUCCAGGGGGCGCUCUAUGGAGAAGUGGAGGCUCCAAUGUGGACCAAAGAGUUCCAGUGUGGAGGUAACGAGUCUGCUCUCCUGGACUGUAGAAGCUCAGACUCAGAUAGAAACACCUGCUCAUCUGGCAAAGCUGUUGGACUCACCUGCUCAGAUCCUGUCAGGUUGGUGGGAGGAUCCAGUCGCUGCACUGGAACACUGGAGGUGAAACGAGGAGACUGGAGACCAGUGGAUGGCUCUGACUGGACUCUGACGUCAGCAGUUGCCUUCUGUAGAAACCUGAACUGUGGCUCUGCUAUUUCAGCAGGAAGGAAAGAGGACUCCUCCAACAGAUCUGCAUGGAAGAUCAACUUUGACUGUGCUCACUCUGGAUCUGCUCUGAGAGAGUGUGGAACAUUAUUGUCCUGGUCUUCCUCCACCCUGGAGCUCACCUGUUCAGAUCCAGCAGCUUUUAUCAUCAGAUUGGUCGUCCUGCCGCUGAUUCUGCUGUUGUUCAACACUGUCAUCUAUUUCAUCUUUAAGACCACCAGGGGGAAGAAGCCAGGCCCACAGGAGAACAUCGAGGUGGAUUAUUACAACCUCAGUGUUUCCAGAGCUGAAGGAGGAUCGGCUGAAGAGGAAGGAGCCCAGGCAGAAGAGUAGGACCUCCAAAGAGCUCAUCUCACAUCUAAUUAGAUUUCUCACCUGCCAAACAUCAACUCUGAAUGGAACAUUUCUUUUAAAUCCUUGUUA